CGUUGCCCCAUCCGGUCCACUAGGUGUCGCUGCCUCCAUCGCUGAGUGUCUGUGACCCGGCAGAGCAUUGUCGGGGGUAGGGGAGGGGGGCUGCGUCAUUCGGAAAAAUGGCGUGGAGGGGUGCUAUACUGAGCGGCACCGGUGGAAAAAGGUGGACAGUUUUUUUGCAGCAGAGGGGUUUCCGCAAGGCCCCCAAGAAGACUGAAGCGAAGAAGGUGGAGGUGGAAGAAGCGGACAUUGACGGGGCAGUCCGAAAGAAGGCCAUUGCACCGCCCGUGGAGUGCCCAGCCCCCCCGGUGCCCAGUGUGUCCUUUGGCAGACUGGUAAAGCCACUGGUAUUCACUGUAGGGUUUACAGGCUGCUCCUUCGGCGCAGCCGCCAUCUGGCAGUACGAGUCCCUGAAGUCGCGCGUGCAGACCUACUUCGAUGAAGUCCGAGCCGACUGGAUGGAGAAACUGCGUCCGCAGAAGCAGGGAGACUUCCGCAAGCAGGUGAAUCAGUGGUGGAGCAGUCUGAGUGAAGGGCAGAGAACGGUGACAGGUAUCAUUGCUGCCAACGCGCUGGUGUUCUGCUGUUGGAGGAUUCCUUCUCUACAGCGCAGCAUGGUGAAGUACUUCACAUCCAACCCGGCUUCUCGGACCCUGUGCUCUCCCAUGAUACUCUCCACAUUCAGCCAUUACUCCUUCUUCCACAUGGCGGCCAACAUGUACGUCUUGUGGAGCUUCUCCUCCAGCAUCGUGUCCCUGCUCGGCCGGGAGCAGUUCAUGGCUGUCUACAUGUCUGCAGGUGCCAUCUCCACGUUUGUUAGUUAUGUCAGCAAGACUGCCACGGGCCGGCUGGGACCUUCUCUGGGGGCGUCUGGAGCUAUCAUGGCCGUCCUGGCUGCAGUCUGCACCAAGAUGCCUGAGGCAAAGCUGGCCAUCAUCUUCCUGCCUAUGUUCACCUUCACAGCCGGCAGCGCAUUGAAAGCUAUCGUUGCCAUGGAUGCGGCCGGCCUCAUCCUUGGAUGGAGGUUCUUCGACCACGCAGCACACCUCGGAGGGGCGCUGUUUGGAAUCUGGUACGUCCUCCAAGGCCAUGAGCUCAUCUGGAAGAACCGUGAGCCUCUAGUCAAGAUUUGGCACAACUUACGGACGAGGGGACCAGGUGGAGGUACGGGCUCGCUCUAGAGGGGCGGGGCCACGGCUCUGUCCAGUGGUCAAGCUGCAAUAGCCACUGGAAGGCUAGUGGUGGCAGUAGAGGCCAAGUCCUCUGGAGGUGGCUGCAGGAAGACUGAUGCCCAGAUUUGGCUGGAGCAGCCAAGCUCACGUCCCUCAUCCCUGCUAGUCUGGCCUGUACAGCAUGACCCAUAAGGCCAGGACGGGAGCAGGAUCCAGGCUUGGCCUCGGCUUAGAGUUCCUCUCCUGUCUUCCCCUCCCCCUCAUCUUUUGUUUCAGGGGUGAGGGGGCUGGGAGGUGGGUUCUGAUCUUGUCUCCCAAUCAAGAAGGUGCUGUGCAGUACAUGGAUACUGUUUGGAUGUUUUGUACUAUUUCAUUGGGAAGAGCCUUUUGGAACUGGGCUGGGGUGCUCCUAAUCCUUACUCCCAUUUGUCGGUUUCCUGUUUUUGAGGACUGAUGAGUGCCUCGGGAAGUGGAUGAAUGAGGGGCGACCUUCCAUGCGCACUGUCAUAAUAAAAGCUUCCCUUGUGUUCUCA
Messenger RNA from Brienomyrus brachyistius, 1693 nucleotides. RefSeq names its product presenilins-associated rhomboid-like protein, mitochondrial. Gene Ontology annotation, molecular function: serine-type endopeptidase activity. The coding region runs from base 108 to 1169 and encodes 353 amino acids. The record is from RefSeq and is a predicted model, not a curated record. NCBI's taxonomy places the organism in Eukaryota, Metazoa, Chordata, Actinopteri, Osteoglossiformes, Mormyridae. The transcript has 10 exons. Gene Ontology annotation, cellular component: membrane.